AUGGCGAACCGCCAGAGAAAUGACUCUGGAGUGGAAACAGAUUCCGACGGUAGUGCUACGAUGAGUGUUGAAUCUCCGAGGCUGCACCACCCCCACCAAUUUAAUUAUUCCAUCUCGGAACAGCUUGAUGAGGGGAUCACGGAUGCUCCAGCAGCGGUGGAACUGCCCCCACAGGAAGUGAAGGCGGUGGAAAUCCCGAGGCUCCAACAGAUGGACACAGAAGCAAACGAGGAGAACCGGCCGUCCACGUCGCGGGCGGAGGCCGCGGCGAUGCCUGCCGCUGGACGAGGGAAGACGAUCGACCAUCCACCGUCAGGCGGUCCUUCUACAUCGGCGGGCGGUAAAAUGCUAACGCGACACAACCGGGCCAAAGCACUCCGGACCCAGAGGAUAUAUGACCGGCGGAUCGUGCGAAGAUGCGGUUGUGAUCAAGGAAAUCUCCUCGAAGCCGCUGCAGCCAACGAUGUCGAGAAAUGCAAGAGACUGCUGGACCGCGGAGCGAAUAUACGUAUGGAAGACUCCCGAAAAAGGACUGCGCUGCAUUUCGCUGCGACGCACCGGGGCAAUGGUGAUCUGGUUCGUCUGCUUCUGAGUAGAGGCGCAGAUCCUAACAAGCAGGAUAUGGCUGGGAACACACCCCUUCACUUGGCAAUUUGUAUAAACAACAGUCCCGCCACGCUAGAACUCCUGCGUCACGGCAGCGAUGUGACAGCCCUCGAUAGGUCCGGGCGGAAUCCAGUGGAAUUGGCCAAAAGUCGCAUGAAGAUCAUUUUGGAAGCGAGUCGAACAAGUGAAGUGACGAAUGAGGUCCGACAAGAAAUGAUACGGAUGCUCCGAUGUAUACAUUUGCACCUCAAGCGCAGAGGGGAUACAUCUGCCAAUAUCUUAGGAUCGUUCCAAGAACGAAUCUCAGCAUCGACGUCGAGCAAGCAGUUCAGUUCGGAUGUGUCCGAUGUGCUGGCUUCGCUUCAGCAUUUGCAACUGUAAAUUCCCCAUGGCCUCGUUCAUUCAUCUGGUCUCGUAUCAGUCCUGGGAAGAUGAGGCUUUCCGCACGAAAGUUUCCGGUGCACCGGACCGAAGCUUAUGAAUUCCUCAGCUUGUCAUAAUCGAUAAGAUACCGUUCUCGUGAUAAUAAAU
Molecule: messenger RNA, 1137 nt
Organism: Galendromus occidentalis (western predatory mite)
Lineage: Eukaryota; Metazoa; Arthropoda; Arachnida; Mesostigmata; Phytoseiidae
Product: ankyrin repeat domain-containing protein 54
Exons: 7
Coding region: 1-987 (328 amino acids)
Biological process (GO): protein K6-linked ubiquitination
Cellular component (GO): BRCA1-A complex; BRCA1-BARD1 complex
Molecular function (GO): protein binding; ubiquitin-protein transferase activity
Source: RefSeq, a predicted model, not a curated record